GUUCACUCUUUCUCUGUUUUUGUUUUCCCUAGGAAUCCUUUCUGCUGCGCUGCAAACAAACCAAGUCCACUCGUUGCUGUCUUUUUUUGGUUUGUUUCUCAUUUUUGUUUUUCCACCUCGACGCUCGGCACCUGCCCAGGACCACCCUGCCAAUUUCCCCAGGCCCCCAAGACCACACAAGCAUCGUGGGCGCGUCAUCUCCCGCAUUGGCGCCAAGAGAUCAUCGCACACUAGCGGCAGCAACCCGCAGCCCCAAAGAUGGUUAUCCCCCGACUCGCCAAGGCGCUGGCCGUCUUGCAGCUCACGGGCGGCGCCGUCGCCGCCCUGGACCCCAUCCACGCAAAGGGCCAGUACCUCUUCAACAAGAACGGCACCCAGUUCUUCAUCCGCGGCGUCGCCUACCAGCAGGGCGUCAACGUCAACGGCCAGGGCGACGCCAUCUCCAAGGACGUCAACGACCCGCUCGCCGACACGGCCGCCUGCAAGCGCGACAUCCCGCUGCUCCAGAAGCUGGGCACAAACACCAUCCGUGUCUACGCCAUCGACCCGACCCGGGACCAUAGCACCUGCAUGAACGCCCUGGCCGACGCUGGCAUCUAUGUUAUCGCCGACCUGAGCAGGCCCGACAAGUCGGUCGAGCGCGACACGCCCGCCUGGGAUACGUCGCUGCAGGUCCAGUACAACGCCGUUAUUGAUACAUUGUCCAAGUACACAAACACCAUCGGCUUUUUCGCCGGCAACGAAGUGACCAACAACGCCACCAACACGCAGGCCUCGGCCUUUGUCAAGGCCGCCGUUCGCGACUCCAAGGCGUACAUCAAGAGCAAAAACCUGGGUCGCUGGCUGGGUGUUGGCUACGCCACCAACGACGACGCGGGCACCCGCGACAACCUGGCCAACUACUUCAACUGCGGGCCCGUCGAGGAGUCGGUCGACUUUUGGGGUUAUAACAUUUACGAAUGGUGCGGCAAGAGUACCUUCCAGACCAGCGGCUACGAGGAGCGCACAAAGUUCUUCCAGGACUACUCGGUGCCCGCCUUCUUCUCCGAGUAUGGCUGCCAGAACCCGGGCGGCGCCGCCGAGCGCAUCUUCCAGGAGACCGAGGCGCUAUACAGCAACGACAUGAGCAAGAUAUGGUCUGGCGGUAUCGUUUACGAGUACUUUCAGGAGCAGAACGACUAUGGCCUUGUCAAGCUCUCGGGCAACACCGUCACGCAGAUGAAGGACUUUGACGCCCUGGCCAAGGCCAUCGCCAAGGCCGGCUACCCCCAGGGCAUCAGCGAGUCGUCGUACACGCCCAGCAACAAGCCCCGCGCCUGCCCGCAGGUGGGCGGCAAGUGGCUCGCGUCGGACAACCUGCCGCCCAGCCCCAACGCGAGCGUGUGCGCCUGCAUGUACUCUGGCCUCUCGUGCCGCCCCUCGGCGUCGCUGGCGUCCAACGGCACGGCCGUGGGCGCCAUGUUCGGCCAGGUCUGCGGCCUCGACAAGACGGCCUGCGACGGCAUCUCGGGCAACGCCACUACGGGCAAGUACGGCCUGUACGCCGGCUGCAACGGCACCGAGAAGCUCGGCUUCGCCCUCAACACCUACUACACCAACCAGAAGAGCAGCGCCUCGGCCUGCAGCUUCGGCGGCAACGCCGCCGUCGUGGCCAACGCACAGCCCGCUAGCACCUGCUCCGCCGUUCUGGCGGCCGCUAGCAGCGGUGCCGCCGCCGCCGGGUCGGGGAGCGGCAGCGGCGCGAGCAGCCUCACGGCCGGCGGCGUCGUCGGGGCGGCGUCGCUGCUGGUCUCGUUUGCUGUCGGCGCCUUUGCCAUUGUCAUGUAGAGUAGUUUCUUUCCUUUCUUUCUCUCGUUUGUAUGUUUCAAGCAUCUUGGGACCAUUAUUUUGGGUCGAAAGCGGUGGAUCUUGUGAGACCUCGUAGCAUAGAAAGGCGACUCGGAUAUAAAAUACCGAAGUUGCUAAUCGUUGAAUCCGUCAGUCUUUUUUUUUUUUUUUUCGACUCGUUU
This is a messenger RNA of Gaeumannomyces tritici R3-111a-1, 2009 nucleotides long. RefSeq names its product 1,3-beta-glucanosyltransferase gel3. The record is from RefSeq and is a predicted model, not a curated record. Gene Ontology annotation, molecular function: 1,3-beta-glucanosyltransferase activity. Gene Ontology annotation, cellular component: fungal-type cell wall; cytoplasm. The coding region runs from base 259 to 1827 and encodes 522 amino acids. The transcript has 2 exons. Gene Ontology annotation, biological process: fungal-type cell wall (1->3)-beta-D-glucan biosynthetic process. Lineage: Eukaryota; Fungi; Ascomycota; Sordariomycetes; Magnaporthales; Magnaporthaceae.